Messenger RNA from Symsagittifera roscoffensis, 1021 nucleotides. RefSeq names its product phospholipase A and acyltransferase 3-like. Gene Ontology annotation, cellular component: cytoplasm. The record is from RefSeq and is a predicted model, not a curated record. Lineage: Eukaryota; Metazoa; Xenacoelomorpha; Acoela; Convolutidae. The coding region runs from base 258 to 785 and encodes 175 amino acids. The transcript is spliced from 3 exons. Gene Ontology annotation, molecular function: A2-type glycerophospholipase activity; glycerophospholipid phospholipase A1 activity. Gene Ontology annotation, biological process: N-acylphosphatidylethanolamine metabolic process.
CACGCUCAUAUUUGGCAACAACAACAUAUAGUUAAUCUAUCUUACCAUUUACCAUGCAAUAGAAAGGGUAUAAAGUACGGUUUUGUUUUCAUCAAAUUUCAAACAUUGUAAUAUAUGUUCAGACUUCAUGCUUACUAAGAAACUGUUUUUUGCCAUAACGUCAUUUUUGCUUAUCGUCGAUUGACGCAGACAUACACUUCGGAUCUGGCUGAAAUCUGAUUAGCUAUCUUCUUUCAAACCAACAACGACUAAGAAAUAUGCAGAGUGGAUCGUUCGAAGUUGGUGAUAUGGUGAAGUUUGAGCGGGGUGCUUACGACCAUUGGGGAGUGUAUAUCGGCGGAGGAGAGAUAGUUCACAUCGGACCCGAGGGAACGGACGAGGAGCUCAACUCUCUCAAACUCGCUUUUCAGGGAGAGACGAAAGCGGCAUUCAAGCGAGAUCCCUUGAAGCGAAUCGCGGGAAACAGUUGCUAUUAUGCACACAACUAUCUGGACCACAAACACACGCCAUAUCCGAAAGAAGAUAUCAAGCAUUUUGCGCUGAGUCAUCUCAAGGGCGUGCUUACUUGGAAUUACAACAUUAUAAUGAAGAACUGCGAGAACUUUGCCAUCUGGUGUCGGUAUCGCGUAGACUACAUGGGUGACCAGGCUAGAAAUGGAGUGAUAGUGGGUGCUGUAGGGGUAGGACUGGCUGCUCUUGGAUUGGCAGCUCUAGCUGGUUACUCUGCUUCUAAGAAAGAAGAAGAGGAGAAAAAGAAGGAGAAAAAGAUUGAAUACAGAUACUGAUGGACAGCAACGGAUUGACUAAAACUGGCUCUGGGUCUAUAAUUGGGAAAAGACUUUGUGUCGUAAGCUUAAGUUAAUUCGGUUAUUAAAUUUAGUUAAGUUGUUCAUUUUGGGAUAAAUAUCUAAAAAUAGCACGAAAUAAACUGCAGUCUCUCCAACUGCAGUUUAGAUUGUACCGUCAAAAAGAAUGAAUUGUUAUUUGGGUUAGUUGUGUAAACAAAGAACGAGAAACAUUG